UAUAGGGGUUUACAAGUAGAGCAGUAAGGGUCCCCAGGACAGGGAGGCAGGGGGUUGGCAACUGAAAAGAACCUGGCAAGAGAUGGACCUGGAGACAGAGAAUAGCUCAGGGACCAGAAUUUGCUCCAUUAACAUUAAUGUUCAAAAUCUGCAUGAAACUAUACACAAGUCCACGUUUAAUCAUUUCAGUCUCCGGCUCUGGUGGUCUGGUCACCAUGGCUGUAACACUGGGAUGGCUCUGGCUGCCCAGGGCCAGGUUUUCCUCUGCACCUCCCUUGGGAACAACCAUCACAGACUUAAGGCCCGUGGGGGGCCCAAGGUUAAAGGACUGUUCCUCCCACCCUCAUCUGAGGAUUUUCUCAGCUGCUUUUCUUGGCCCAAGGCUCAUACCCGUAGGGAUGCAGAUGGUGGAGGGGGAGGCAGAGAAAACAGUGAAGUUGGAACGAGCUGGGGAGAGGCGGAUGUUGAGAGGAAGAGAUGGGAGAAACGGCACUAACGGUCCAGCCAUCUGAGACAGGACAGCCAUGUCGGGCAUGGUGAGAGAGGUCUCAGCAGGCAACUUCCUCCUUCCCAGCCCAGACUGAGGAGAACUGGAGUUAUUGUUGCGGGUGCCUCCUUCUAGGACUGGGCUGAAGCCUAGGAGCCCCAGCUGCUAACAUCUGGGUGCAGAAUCAUGUCUGCUAACAGAGGCUGGUGGGCGCCACCCGAGGGCGAGGACAGUGUGUCUGAGAAGCUCCUGAGGAAGACGAGGGAGUCUCCGCUGGUGCCUAUAGGUUUAGGAGGCUGCCUGCUGGUGGCAGCAUACCGGAUCUCCCGGCUGAAGGCUCGUGGUUCCACCAAGAUGUCCAUUCACCUGAUUCAUACCCGAGUGGCGGCACAGGCCUGUGCUGUGGGUGCGAUCAUGUUGGGCGCUGUGUACACGAUGUACCGAGACUACAUCAAGAGAACCGCACAGGAUACCAGGGAGAAGUAGGAGUCCUACAGGCCUGAGGCAGUUGGACCUCGUCAGUCAAUCUGGGUAUGCACCUAAUAAAGGAGUU
Molecule: messenger RNA, 1040 nt
Organism: Dama dama (fallow deer)
Lineage: Eukaryota; Metazoa; Chordata; Mammalia; Artiodactyla; Cervidae
Gene: HIGD1B
Product: HIG1 hypoxia inducible domain family member 1B
Exons: 3
Coding region: 674-973 (99 amino acids)
Biological process (GO): mitochondrial respirasome assembly
Cellular component (GO): mitochondrion
Source: RefSeq, a predicted model, not a curated record